AUGAGGUUCAAGAAGCAUCCAGCGGACCUCAGUAGCAGCAUUGGCGUCUGCGCCUCCUGCCUCCGAGAACGGUUGUUCUCUGUUAUAGCAAUUGUUGACAGUAGCAACAAGAAGAAACGUGCCAGUGGAACAAUUUCUUCUCUUUUUUUUGGGGUCUAUUCAGACAAAUCGGGGAAAUCGGACUUAGAUUCGGGUGCUCAACGGAGGACCUGCCGGAAUCUCGAUCGAGGAAUGCCCCCUGUGAGAUAUUCCGACGAGGAGGAUGAGCAUAGCCAUGGUGGAUUAUUCGUUGGAGUCUUCUCAAGUGUGGAAGCGAACGCCUUGGAAGACACCGGUGAUGCGGCGUGGGGAAGGAAGGCAAGGGCAUAG
Messenger RNA from Fraxinus pennsylvanica, 369 nucleotides. Lineage: Eukaryota; Viridiplantae; Streptophyta; Magnoliopsida; Lamiales; Oleaceae. The record is from the annotation of a GenBank genome assembly.